GGAACAUAUGUGGAGAGGAAUUAGGAAAGAAGGAAAGACGGAAGAGAGAAAGGCAACGAAAGUCGGCGCCUCAUGUCCCCGCCGACCAAUCAUAAUGUCGUUUUCAACCUCCUCCUCCUACCCACCCCUACACCUUAUUGUCGUUUAAUCUCCUUCUUCUCUAAUCAAUAAUCAUCUUAUUCUUAAACCCUUUCUAUUUCUCUCUUUUUUCAUUUGAUUUGAUACUUUUCUUUAACCUUUUGGUUCUUCCGAAUUAUAUUUUUUUCCCAAAAAACGGAAGAUUCCCGACUUCUAACUUCAAUUUCUCCCCUUUCGUUUUUCCUUCUUGUUCUUGAAUUUCUUGUACGACUCUCUUUUCUUUUUUGGGGGAAGGGUGUUAAUUAUGAAAGCUUCGGUUGAAGGAUCUACGCCUGAGAGGUUUGAUGAUGGGGAAAAGGACAAGAAGAAGAAGCGCCGAUCCAAUCGUCGACUUAAGCAAAACCCUCCCUCAUCCUCAGCAUCUGAAGUAAAUGAGACCCAUGGGAUGUCGUCGGAAUGUUUGGGUAAAAUUGAAACACCUGCUCAUACGACUGUGUCCUUGAGUAGUUCACUGAAGCAGCAGGGGCUCAAUGUUUGUUCCCCUAAUGAGCAAGGAUUAUCCAAAGCAUCAAAUGUCGCUUUCAUUUCAAUGCCCCCUAUGCAUAUCGAUGAGCAAGUGGAGCCUGUUGAUUUGCAGAACAUGCAAAUCCAUGGUGGAGGAAUUGGUUCAAGAACAUUUUCUGAGCCCAUUGGUUGUAGAGGGUCAUCAGGAACUAAUAAAAGCAAAGACUCGGUCCCUUGCAGUCAAAUCGGUCACUGUCCCCAGAGAAAUUAUUUUAGUCCACACUGGUCUGUAGAGGCUAUUGAGAAGGCAUUAGAGAAGGGUGAUGUUUUUAAAGCUCUCUUUCGUGUCAAUGCUCACAAUAGACUUGAGGCCUACUGCAAAAUUGAUGGAGUUCCAACAGAUGUUCUCAUUGCUGGAAUUCCGGCCCAGAAUAGAGCUGUGGAAGGUGAUAUUGUUGCAAUUAAGAUUGAUCCUUUGUCAUUGUGGACAAAAAUGAAAGGAUCAAACGGGACUAGCAACAAUACGGCAAUAUUGGAAGGUUGUAACCUUCUUAAGGAAGAUGAUGAAGUGGGUGGUAAUAUUUGUAAAGGGAAAGGUAAAGAGGAUGCUGAUCACAACUCCACCCCUUAUAGAAGUUAUCCUUGUCCUGAAAAAAGAUGUGUUUAUGAGGAUAAUGCUUCCAAGGAACUGGCCAGCCGUGAUAGUAUUGAUGGGCAUCACUAUGCUGGUUCCGAUUUUUUAAAGUUCAAUUCUCGUAGUGGACACAAAGAAGUAAUUAAUGCAGUGGAAAAGAUGUGUGUGUUGGUUAAUUCUUUCCCUUCUAAAAGACCAACUGGCAGGGUGGUUGCUGUUAUUGAGAGUUCUCCGCGUCGAGAGGGUAUUGUUGGUCAUCUUACUGUGAAACAGUGGGUUUCUUUGAGGGACAUAAGCAAAGAAGGUGCAAAGAACAAUAAAAAAUUGAUUUCUGAGCAUGAAUACAUCCAGCUGACUCCAACUGAUCCGAAGUUUCCAAUCAUGAUGCUUCUUGUUAGAGAAUUACCAAAGUGCAUUAAGAAAAGGCUGAAAAGUGGUGAUAUGACAGUUGAAAUGGAUCUGGUAGCUGCACAAAUUGAUGAUUGGAGUGAAGAAAGUCCUUUUCCUGAGGCUCACAUCUUGCAUAUUUUUGGACAAGGUGGUGAAGUUCAGAGCCAAUUAGAUGCAAUUUUGUUUGAGAAUGCAAUAUGUUUGUCUGACUUUUCACCUGAAGCUUUGUCCUGCCUGCCAUGUGUUCCUUGGGAGGUACCACUGAAGGAAAUGCAAAGUAGAAUAAACCUUAGAAAUUUGUGCAUAUUUACGAUUGAUCCUUCAACUGCCACUGAUCUGGAUGAUGCACUGUCAAUUGAGAAGUUACCUAAUGGAAAUUAUAGAGUGGGUGUCCACAUUGCUGAUGUAUCAUACUUUGUUGCACCUGACACAGCCUUAGAUAGUGAGGCUCAGUUCAGGUCAACAAGUGUCUAUAUGUUGCAAAGAAAGUUGCAUAUGUUGCCUGCAUUAUUUUCGGAGAAUAUUGGUUCGCUUAGUCCUGGAGUGGAUCGACUUGCAGUUUCCAUGCUCCUAGAUAUAAACCUUGCGGGGAAUGUUGUAGACCGUUGGAUUGGUCGUACUGUUAUACAAUCUUGUUGUAAGCUUUCAUAUGAACAUGCUCAGGACAUCAUUGACAAGGCUUUUGAUUUUGAACAUGCAGACUUUAUUGAAAAUGGCUAUCCUAAGGUGCAUGGCCGUUUUGAAUGGCCUGAUGUUAUUACAUCUUUGAAGAGUCUUUAUGAAAUUUCAAAUGUCUUGAAAUGCAAGAGGUUUAAUGAUGGGGCUCUGCGGCUUGAAAACCACAAAGCUGUUAUCCGGUUCGAUGAAAAUGGAAUUCCUUAUGAUAUUAUGCUUUCUGAACGGAAAGAGUCAAAUUUUCUUGUCGAGGAAUUCAUGCUUUUGGCCAAUACAACUGCAGCUGAAGUAAUAUGUAGAGCAUAUCCUGAUGGUGCAUUACUACGGAGGCAUCCUGAACCUAAUAUGCGGAAACUGAGAGAGUUUAUGGCAUUUUGUCAAAAACAUGGUUUAGAAUUGGACACAUCUUCAUCUGGUCAGUUCCAUUGGUCAUUAGAUCAGAUCAGGGAAAAGCUCAAGAGUGACCCUGUGCUUUAUGAUAUACUUAUUUCCUAUGCUACAAGGCCAAUGCAGUUGGCAUCUUACUUCUGUAGUGGAGACCUAAAAGACAAUGAACAUGAAUGGGGUCAUUAUGCAUUGGCUGUCCCGUUUUACACUCAUUUUACAUCACCUCUGCGACGGUAUCCAGAUAUUGUUGUUCACCGGACACUACUUGCAGUUAUAGAGGCUGAGGCUGAGGAAUUAUAUAUGAAGCAUCAGAAGGCUUUGCAGGCUUGCAAGGAAGUGGAAUUGCAAAAAAGAUGUUUGACUGGUAUCUUUGAUAAAAAUUCUGCAGAAUCCAUAGAAGUUAGGGAAGCAUUAUCAGCUGCUGCUUUGAAGCAUAGAGUUCCAUGUGCUGAAAAACUUGCAGAUAUCGCUGCUUAUUGCAAUGAGAGGAAGCUAGCUAGUAGAAAUGUUAAGGAUGCCUGUGAUAAACUUUACAUGUGGUUUCUCCUGAAGAAGAAGGAGGUCUUGUUAUCAGAAGCAAGAAUACUGGGACUAGGCCCAAAAUUCAUGUCAAUUUAUGUUCAAAAGCUAGCUAUUGAGCGACGCAUAUAUUAUGAUGAUGUUGAAGGCAUGACUGUGGAAUGGCUUGAGUCCACUUCCACUUUGGUGCUUAGCAUGUGUACUAAUAGACGUGCAUUUAGGAGGGGUAGCUCUUACAAGUGGAGGGCAUUUGAAGAAGUUGCAUUGCUCACUUGUCCCUAUAACCUAAAAGUUCCAAUGGAUAAUUCUAAUCAAAGUGAUGCAAUGAACGUGGAUGAUAGUAUAUCUACCAUGGACAGGGAGCCCAUUUCCGGAUCGGACACUUCAAAGACUGAAAUUGAACCUGCAGUUUUCCCGCUCACGGUGCGCCUUCUCUCAACAAUUCCGGUAGCACUUCAUGCUGUUGGUGGUGACGAUGGGCCCCUUGAUAUCGGAGUGAGGCUGUAUACGAGCUCCUAUUUUGGGUAAGUUGGUAGUUUUUAAGGGGCAGAUCCAGUUUGACCACAGAUUUUAUGCAAUGAAUCUGUCAGAGUUUCUUAUAAUGGAAUUGGCAUUUCUCCAUUGUAGAUUAAUGUAUAGUUGAUAGACAUAGGUGGGAAAAUUACAUGAUCUAAAUUUGCUAAUGCUCUAUGAACACGUUUAAAACAAAAAUUUGGGAGUAGGUGUGUAGAUAAAAGGUGGGGAUUCUGUUAUAGCUUUUAGGCGUUGGUGCUUGUUUCUGACAGAAGCCUCUUACUGGAAUUGGCGCUUGUUUUUGUUGGCCCGUUCCAUCUACUUAGUAUGCGCACUUAUUUGGUUCUCUUAUAGAUGCUGAGAGGCCAAUUCAUACUUUCUUUCUAGUUUGGUUUCACUGCAGCCCAAUAAUUUUUUUGAUUUUGGGUGGCCACUCUUUGUAAUCGUAAUUUGGUUUUUGAGACAUCUUUGAAUGUUAGUUUCUGACUUUGGUCAAACUUUGAAAUGGA
Messenger RNA from Gastrolobium bilobum, 4209 nucleotides. Its product is annotated as DIS3-like exonuclease 2. The record is from RefSeq and is a predicted model, not a curated record. Lineage: Eukaryota; Viridiplantae; Streptophyta; Magnoliopsida; Fabales; Fabaceae. The transcript has 7 exons. Gene Ontology annotation, molecular function: RNA binding; 3'-5'-RNA exonuclease activity. The coding region runs from base 383 to 3715 and encodes 1110 amino acids. Gene Ontology annotation, cellular component: exosome (RNase complex); P-body.